Molecule: messenger RNA, 1388 nt
Organism: Aplysia californica (California sea hare)
Lineage: Eukaryota; Metazoa; Mollusca; Gastropoda; Aplysiida; Aplysiidae
Source: RefSeq, a predicted model, not a curated record
GACAACCGUAAAGAAACAGCCUUCAUAUUCCAGAAAGACCAGUCAGAGAGGAACAAGAACCGGCCACUGAAUCCUCCACGGUACAGACCUCCCUAUUACAACCGGAAGAGAUGGGGAAAUGACGUCACACGAAAACCGCCGACGUCACAGUGAGAGGGCCGGGUAGCCAGCAGAACAACACAAUAGACUAACUAUCGGGGGGCGCCAUCUGGCGUGGUUAAUUAAAGCAGCGCCAUCUUGAAAGUGUUCGUGGUCAUCUGCUCUUGGCCUUGGGAGCUGGUGAUUUUGGGGGUUAAGAUUUUUUUUUCUCCAUAGGGUUUGUCUCAGACGACAAGAAGACCCCAGGAUGUUAGGUAAGAGAGCUGAUAGGAUAGGUGGGAAGCUGUGUGCUUUGUCGUGCCCGAGAGUGUGUGUGACGUGUAUACAGGAAGAAUAAUGUAUGGAUGAGUAUACACGAUGAAUAAUGUAUGUAUGUGUAAGUUUGCCAGGCCGAAGGGCUAGAAUUCAAGUGGCCACUGGAUCGGAAAUGUAAGUGUGUAAGUGCGUACGUUGUGGAAAAGGGUAAGAGACAGAAAGGCGAGAGUAUAUUACAUAUGGGCCUCUUUGUCUUGCGAGUCACUACGUGUUUGUUCAACUGCCUGCCCCUAUCGUUAUGAUGUGUCCAGAGGUAUGAGCGGAAGUGCGCGGACAGACCGCCAAAAGCACCGGAACUGACGCGGAAACAUGACGGGAGAAGUUGUACAAAGACAGACGGCAGGAAGAGCCUACUAAACAGGCUAUGUCAAGACCAAAAACCUCAUUACAAAACUCAUCUCAGGUCAGAAGGUCUCAGCGCGGGUGCAUCAACUCAACACUGUCUCGGCCCCUGUGACUGUCUGGGUAUGUACAGGACUGGCAUAGAGCAGGAGGACUGGACAUCUUACCUCUGAGGGACCGUGCUGUCUUGUAACUGUGACUGUGAGCUCCUUACCCCUGAGGGACCGUGCACUCUUGUAACUGUGAGUGUGAGCUCCUGUCAUAUCAUUGAGGAGCAUUUGCAUGGUUGGAUGAUGCGCGCAUUCAUGAUAUUAUUACGAUCUCCAAAGCCACUCUAAAAUGUCAGUGUGGUUUCCCAUCUAUUUGAUUUUCUCACCGGUCUUGUGUGUAAACAUCGCCAACACCAUAUGCAUUCAGUGGGACUUUAAAGAUUUGUCGCGAACUUUCCUUCUCUCCAUUUCACACGUAGAUGAAUAACGGAACAACUGCUGUUCUGCUUAUACGGCAUGAAACAAAACAAUUCUUUUAUUGAAGUGCAAGGGAGAUUUCAAGUUACAAUAUCCUGAUGUGGUUGCUCAGGGAAAGCUGGGUUUUAGAGAGAGGCGUGUGUGUGUGUGUGUGUGUGUGUGUGU